Molecule: messenger RNA, 348 nt
Organism: Darwinula stevensoni
Lineage: Eukaryota; Metazoa; Arthropoda; Ostracoda; Podocopida; Darwinulidae
Source: the annotation of a GenBank genome assembly
AUGGCAUUCGGAGGUGGUGCGGAGGUGGUGCAGAGGUGGUGCGGAGGUGGUGCAGAGGUGGUGCGGAGGUGGUGCAGAGGUGGUGCAGAGGUGGUGCAGAGGUGGUGCAGAGGUGGUGCAGAGGUGGUGCAGAGGUGGUGCAGAGGUGGUGCAGAGGUGGCGUAUCUGCACCAACACUUCCGGUGGGUGCAAAAUGCGAAUGAUGCGAAUCCUGAUCUGCUGCGUCCCCAGGGAACGAGAAUAGACCGCAUCGAGUACCACGUGGAGCACGCGGUGGAUUACGUCCUGACAGGCGCUGACACUACCAGAGACGCCCAUAUUGGAACAUGUAACCGGGUGAGUGGGUGA